AAUCGCCUUUAUGCUUUUUAUUAUCUACCUGGUUAUUUUUCCGAAGUGUCAUUAAGAACUAUCACUGCAAUCAAUGCAGGAAGUUGAGCGCCUGCAGUAGUGCAUUGACGCGUCAGGUCACUCGAAGUGCCUACUUGAUAUUGCAAGACAACCACCCCUCUCUUAACUAAAUGUAGCAGUCAGUGUUAGCAAUAACAGACAAACACACCAGAAAAACACUGACAAAUAAAGACCGUCGUUGAGGAGUGAAGCCAGUAAUAAGGGUUGAGCGGCCGCCGACAUUAUUGGAACAUGUUGAUGUUUGUGACGUAGAUAGUGUAUCUGUAAACAAAAUGGCCAAGUUAUCUAGCGAGGAGAGGGCGCUCUUCCCGCUCAGUGAUAUUGAAUCAGUGGUUAAACUUUUUAGACUCCAUUUGGAGAGAAACAGUGAGCCUAACUUGGCGAUAUUGUCUAUAAUCAUCGGGCAUAUUGAGAAUACUCUCACAUGUUCGCGCGUAGUGACUGAACCUCCAGUGGGUUAUGAUUCUGGCAAGUACUCUGAGAACUACCGUACACUGCCUGUGGUAGAGUAUGAAACAGUAGAGGCCCUCCACCACAGGUUUCUGGCAAUUAUCAAAGCUCAUGUGGAUGUGACAGCUUUCGGCACCCCUCGAUAUGCCACCAGAGAACUUGUGAAACGUAUAUCAGACGUGGUGUGGUGUACACUUUCCAGCAGCUACUACAAGGACAGAGCCCACCUACAGUCUAUCUACAGUUAUAUGACAGGUGCCAAAUUAGACAGCUCUGGAACAACGUUAGCAGUAGUAGCAGCGUGUCAGGCACUUGGUUACUACGAUGUUCACUUGGCACUCUCAGAAGAUCAUACGUGGGUGGUGUUUGGAGACAAAGGUCAACACACAGUUGAAGUCACUUGGCAUGGUAAAGGGAAUGAAGACAAAAGAGGUAUACCAGUAACCCAUGAUGUUUAUAGCAAAUCCUGGCUGUAUGUCAAUGGGCAGCCUGUCAUAUGCAACAGACACAUGGAGGUUGCAACAAUAGUCUCUAACAUGAACCCUGGUAUCAACGCCACAACCGACUCUGAGGAAGUAAUGCUCCUACAACAGGCUCUCCUCUGGAUGCUUUAUGAUGCUGGUCAUCUUGCCAAGUACCCCAUGGCUAUUGACAACUUGGGGGACCUGGAGGAGAUGAUGCCAACAAAGGGUCGAUGUCCAGCCACAAAGAUGUAUGAAGAAGCCAUAACCAGUGCAGUCCGCUACUACGAAAAUCAGCAUGUGUACCCGUACACCUACUUAGGGGGGUACUGCUAUAGGAACAAAUUAUACAAACAAGCACUCAAGUAUUGGGCCCGAGCUGCCUCAGUCAUAAGAAAUUAUAAUUACUCAAGAGAUGAUGAAGAAAUCUACAAAGAGUUUUUAGAGAUUGCCAAUGAGCUAAUUCCUCACAUCAUGCGAGUGGUUAGCUCGGGGAUCUCGGCCAGAUCCAUACUGAAGGACCCAGAGUGUUUUGGAUACCUGUUGGAGUUUUAUGAUGGGAUCUGUGAGUGGGAGGAAGGUUCAGCCACCCCAGUGCUACACAUUGGCUGGGCCAAGGCACUCUUCAACACUAUUGCCAAAUUUGAUGCUCACGUCAGGUCUCAUGUCAAGAUAUCCUGCAUAGAUCCUGAUUCCACAGACAUCAGUGAAGUACAAGAAUCCCCAACGCUGGAAAAGACAGCAACAGAGGCCAGAACUUCACAGGAUCAGAAUGGGAACAUGGCUGCUGACUGUAUAAAUAUUGCUGAGGAGGACAUUGAUCCCAGUGAGAUGAUGCACCGUUGGCCACCUGUGAAAUUGGCAUCAGCAAAGAUGCGUGGACUUAGGGACUUAUUGCUUGCUGACAAACUCAAUUCCCAGGCUAUUUCCCUUCAGCUAACAGCACAAUCUCAAGUGACUAUGACGAAAAAGAGAGGAGCAGGCGAACUAGAGACACCACAUGCCGGACGAUCCAAAAGAGCGCGGAGAGAAUAAAGCUAAGGAGUCUACAGAUUAUAUUUUAGAGGUCAUUGUAUGUCAUUAUGAAAAGUUGUACAGUGAAUUAUCAAGGCUGAGGUUGUAGAGUGGAGUAUAAUUUGUAACACUGAGGCCCAGAAAAAUGACUUGGCUAUACCAUAGGGUUUUGGUGUAUUGGGAAAAUUUUAAGUGUAUUGUACUAUGUAAAGGUAAGUUUAUAGUACAUGGGAGUACAGCACUCACAAAGUGAUGUUACCAAACAUGUUCAUGAUGUGAUAUAGUUUUUGAAUAGAAAUUUAAAAAUCUGUUCAAUUUUUCAAGUCAACAGUUUGGUAAACAAAUAAUACAUGAGGCUCCUUUACUUCAUAAAAUAUAUGGUGAUGUCAGCCUGUUUAUGGGUGAGUGACGGAGACACACCGAAAGUGAUGUUUGUGUUCGAGGUAUACUGUAUCUUGUUUUAAAUUUCCUGGGUCAGUUGAUGCCAGAGAGUUCUGCAAAGAAUUAUUUAUAAAAAUCGCUGCUAUCUGAAGGCUGUUUGUCAGUUUUGUCGUUGAGUGUGAUUGAUAAAAUUUUCUUUUAAUUAAAAGAAAAUUGUGUUUCUUAUUUUCUGAAGAAUUGAUGCUUUAGAGUUAGUACUAUAUGGUUAAUAUUUUGUCAGUGUCAAUCAAUGAUUAUGACUAGUAGACCGCCUUUAGAAGACAGCCUGCGAGUGGCUUAAAGUAUAUUUCUAGGUAAUUUUUAAAGGUGAUAUGUGUGUUAUUAUCAACACGCUCAUCAUGCGUUGGGUAGAGUAUCCAUGGUGAUAGUCAAAAUUAGAUUUUAUUUUUAAUGUCUUUACCAAAGUCUUAAAUUUCCUUUUUAUUUGGAAAAUAAUGAUUUUAUACAAAUUUUAUGUAGAGAGUUAGGCGCCAUUUCCUAUAUGAGAAAUGUGCCACAGUUGAUUAAGGAUAGUGAUACUUAUUUAUUUUAAGAAGCUAAAGAGAUGAGUGUCAAGUAGUUUUGUCUGAAUCCAAAGGAAUGGCUAUUAAGCAGUUUUUGUUUGUUGUUCCAAUAGGAAUCAAAGAUUAUUUUUUAAAUAAUGUAUAUGAUUAUUGUUAACUACAUUUAAGUGUAGUAUCUUAUUUUAGCAUAGGUGCCAGAUCAUACAACUAAUGCUUGGAAGAAAUACUGGUGUAGAUUAUUCAAUAUUUCUGUAAAGCACAAAUGAUUCAUCAUUAAUGGCAUUGGUGUCCCAUUGCUGCAUAGUACCGUAUAUACACGUACUACAGUACCAUCCCAAGUAGUCCUAUUGGGAAAUUAUAAAAAUCUACCACGCAUUAAGUAACUCCUCAGUAAUGACACUGCUUCAUUGAGGAUGAAGAGGAGUCGGAUUGCUGUGGCAGCAGUUGGUUCCUGUUGUGCGCAUGGAUCGUAGCGCAGUUGGUGGAGGCUAGUAAAGGGAGGCAAGUUUUAGUACCUCUUCCUAUUUGAUAUUUGUGUCCAGUCUUAGUAGCCUGUGAUGAUUUACACGCAGAAGUUUAUGUGUACGUCAAGUUUCAGGGGAAUUUUAUUGAUUUAAGGUGCUGGUAUAAGUACAAUUGUCUUUGCAAAAAAAUGGUAUUGAUAAGACUAUGUGGUUUCCUAAAUGUUGCUUGCUAGAUAUUAUACUUUUAGAGAUUUAAGCAUGUGUAUGCGAUAAUACACACUGUUAUGUUUGAUUCUAGGAUAUUCUAUUGAUCCUUUAAUACAUGAUGCGUUCAGUUUGCAUUGGGAUGUAGAUUAAUUUAUUUGUAAAUACUGUAACUUUUUCCCUGUUCAUUACUGGCAAUAAUCAUAUCAUAUUUUGUUGAGCAUUUUGAAGUUAAGUUGGCUUCCCCCUGUGAGGGUAUUUUACCUGUAUAUGGAAGGGAAUGAAGCCCCUCCUGGUUGAUUAUCUUUGACGUGCCAGCAACACAGCGGCAACACCCGUAGUACGUAACUGUGAAAUACAGUUAGCCUAUGUGGUCUGCUCACUGGGUUAGACCACCAAACAAGUACCUGAUAAGGCUUAAGUAAAGUUAGGAAAGUGGUUGUGCACCUACUUAUAAUGUUGACACAUGGACACCUCAAGGCUAAUAGUUUGACCUCUCACAGCCAUGGAUGUUAUGAUGUUUAAACAGAAUGCUGUCUCCUGUAGGCCACUGGUAUUAGAUCCCUGAUAGGCAUGUACUCUUACCCAUAGGCUGCCAUGUUACUUUCAGUAUGACCCCAAUUGGUGACUCUUCAUCUUGGUCACAAAGACUAUUAAUUGCCUAGGUAUGUUGUUACCUGUGGAACUCCCAGGUAUCUUGAUACUGGUGACUAAAAGUUUCUUGAGUCAUAUCUGUCGGUGGCAGGUUGUUGCCUACAAGUAAUAGCUGCCAAUUGCAGUCUGUGACCAAUAGUUCACAUCAGUUGGUGUCCUUUAGCUCACAUUUCAUGAUGGAAGAUGGUAGUAUGUGGCCUUCAAGUUACAGCUGUGUGAUGACAGUUGGUCUUUUGUAUUUCAUAUUUUAUGGGGGACAGUUUGUGGCCAUUAGGUCACAUCUACUAAUGGCAGGGUUUUUUUUAUAUUUGGCUCACAUCUGGUUGCAGUUUAUAGCAUUUAGGUCACAUCUUGUGGUGAAAGUUUGUGGUCUCUAGGUCACAUCAGCUAAUGGCAGUUGUUGUCUGUAGUUGGUGACAGUUGAUGUCUGCAGGUCAUGUAUGUUGUUAACAUUAGUUACCUGUAGAUAGAAUCCAUUGUUAACAACUUGUUGUCUGAAGGGUGCAUCUGUUGUCUUUUGGCUUCAUUUGUCAAAAUUAUAGGCUGUAAAGGUUGUGGAUGUUGAUGACGGUACAACCCUGUAGGUGUUGAGUGUUGGUGUCAGUCAUUCGGUCAUGUUGGCCAUUCACAUAGCUGGCAAUACAACCCUCUAAGGCCACAAAUGUUAUGUGUGGUAGGUGUCGCUAUCACCAGCUAUAUGUUACAACAAUUUUUAGGAAGUGCUUUAUAGAAACUUCAUUCACUCAGAUGUGACACUUGAGAAAUCUCUUGAUAUUUUGAUGAUAAUGUUUGCAAAAGAGACAGAACAUGUGCACCCACAAUUAUGUAUUUCUUCUGCAUUGACUUUACAAACCUAGUGUAACAUGCAUGAUAGGUUAGUAUGAGGGUCUUAUAAAUGCAUUGUACCUAUAUGAUAUUAUUGCCUUUUUUUUAUGUGUGUGUAGCCCGUUUGCACAAUAGAAUCAUUGGGCAGGCCUUUCCAACUGAAGGUUCUUAUGUACUUAGACCUCAUAAUAGUUACAGAAAUCACUCCACAUCACAUACAUCAGUGUCAGCUGUUUUCAUUACAGAAAAUAGACCUCAGAAUGGCAUAGCAACUUACAGUUCACUCCAAACCACAGUUUUCUAAGAUGCAGUGAACCGGUGUCUUUGUGAUGAUAGAUGAAAAGUGAUUUUGAUAUUCUUGCUUUCGUGCUUACCAAGUAUAAUAUGCAUGUUUAUCAAAGUUUUACAUCUAUCAAUAAGCAGGACACUGGUAAGAAAAUGAUGAGAAUUAUUAAAAGCAUUAAACAGGUUUGUGUUUAGGCCAGGUGUUCCGUAGCUCUCAUGACUGGGAGGCCUGUGUUAGCCCAGUUACCCUUACUCUGUGCCAGACUUUAUCUCUGUCAUGACCUACAGUAUAUGAUGCUUGAAAAAUCGUCUCAGAUAGUCGCUGUUUGUACCCACAAAACCCAUCUCUGCUAAAUGUUUUCCUUUGAGAGGUAGUGGUUGAGAUCAUUGUUGAUAUAAUGUUGGCUUUGUGUAGAAAAUAAAAUUUCUAUAUCUGCAAAUUUAAGAAAUAUGUAUAUUUACAUCAGCAAAAAUAUUAGUAACAUUGGGAUUUGCUCAUGGUUUGAUCAUUGCUGGAUUAUAACAUUUUAAGAUGGUUUUGAUCCCAUUGUUUUGGGAUAUGAAUGUAUGGUUAGCACAACUGUGCUUGAACAUUUACAAUGUUAUUGCACUAAUGGUUUAUUGCUGCGCUUGGCAUCUACAUUAUAAGCUUAAGUUAUAUGCUAAAAUUAACAUGAUAAGCUUAGGUCAGAUUUUUAACAUAUGCAUCAUAACCUUAGGUCAUAUGCUGAGACUUGCAUUAUCAGCUUAGGUCAAAUGCUGAGACUUGCAUUAUCAGCUUAGGUCAAAUGCUGAGACUUGCAUCUUAAGUUUAGGGCACAUUCAUAGCAAAUUCCCAGUGUUAAAUGCAUAAUAGCUGUACAAUAUGCAGUAUCCCCAUCCUCCCCCCUGUGUCCCUCCCCCACUCAACCACAUGCGUCAAGGCCAUCUUCAGUACUGUGUUGGAAAUAGUCAUUAUCAUAAUAUUUUCUCGAAUUAGACAUUAAGAUCUUCUGAUUUUAUAUUCAUUUCUUGUGCUCCAAGUGUAUUGUUGUAUGUUUGACAAGUAGGAAUACAGUAUUUAAGUUUAAUGACAGUUCUAAUUUUUUUUUUAUUUUUUUUUUAUUUUUACCUGAUUGAUUAUGUACCUUUGUAAAAGAAACAUUCCUAUAUGAAUAGUAUAGUGAAAUGAGCCGGCUUAGAUCUCUGGAGCAUUGGCCCACUGCUGUGUGUCUGUGUGUCACCAGGACCACAGACUCUUCGUUCUCCCUGUCAGUUCACCAGGACCAGGCUCGCUACUUUUGUUACGUCGGUUCACUAGGACCAGGCUCUUCUUUUUUAGUUUUGUCUGUUCUUCAGAAUGAGGCUCCUCUCUUCUUAUGCCUGUUCACAAGAGCCGAACUUCUCUUCUCUCAUGCCAAGUCUGUUCAGCCAGGCCAUGCCACCCUCCUUCCUAGCUGUACCAGACAUGGUCAUUAAGCUAUGUAGUGAUAUUCACCCCAUGAUAUUUUAGUUUCUCUAGAUCUUAUCAUUGUACACAUGCAAGUAUGUUCAUCUUAGCAGUGUUGCUGUAUAUUAUUGAAUAUAAGCCACGCAUCCGGUUAUAUCUUACCAGUACAGUAUACCAAAUCCUCAUUACCCAGUGAUGAUUAAUUAGCAUCUGUAAAUUGAUGCAUUUAAUGGGCCCUUUUAUUCUUCCCCCUCUUCACAUGAAAUAUUGACUUGUUAUUAUUACUUGAUAUACUCAUCACUUGGCUAGUUGAUAUUACCUAUUGAUUGAUGUAUUGGUAGCAGUUGUCUGAAAUGCCAUAUAUUUUUCCAUUCAUUAUAAGGAAUGUUUUUAGCGUUUACUGUGUUUAGUUCUUCAACCUUCGUGAGACAUCACAUAUACUUCUGUCAUCAAUUGUUUUUGUUUUCUUGCUUUGUUUUUCUCAUUGCUAAGUAUUAAUUAUGUCCAGUCUGAGAAAUUAAUUGUAAUAGAUUUCUUCCAUCUUUCAUUUAUCAGUAAAAGAGUCAAAGUUUGCUGUGUUGAUCAAAAGACUUUUAUAACCCAUUCUUGUAAAUCCCCAUGAGUCAUGAAGCCAACAUGAGAAGAUUUGCAGUCAAAAUGGCCUAUUAUAUUAGAAUCUCAAAUUGGAUACAUUUUCUUGUUGGGAGUUUUUGGUAGACUAAGGAUUCAUAACAUUCUCUGUGAAGUAGCUUACCUGACAGACAUUCAUAUUUUUGUCUAAUUAUAUUACUUCCCAAUGUUUAAUUUUUUUUGCAUUCAUAGGUAUCCACUGCAGGAGCAAUCUGUGUGCUAUUUAAUUGCAAGGAAUGGGGCAAGUUCAAAGGAAAUAUAUUUGGUUUAUAUUUUAUUAUUACAGUAUUAUGAUUUAUUCAAAUGGCCAUUACCUAUAUUAGACUACUUGGAGAAUGUGAGAAACAUUGCUGAGUGAUGUAGGUGUUAGGAAUUAUGGUUUGAUGAACACCAAUUUGAGAGUAAUAUUUUAUUUUGUAUUUUGUAUCUGGUGUUUUAUAAUUGUUUAAUUUAUGUUUGCAAACUUUUGCCUGGAGGGCCAGCUUUUUAAUGAGGACAUAUUUAUACUUGAAAUCCAUAGUGAAUUAAUACAUAGUCAACAAUUUCUAAUGCAUAUUUCAUUGUAGGUGAAUUAAGGAUUAUGGUUGUCAGGUCUUGUGGUGAAUCAGGGUCAGUUGACAACAUUAGUAAGACCCCCUUAAAAGUACCUGUGAUUUAAUUGGAUUGAUAGAUUGGUGGCAAAACUCACUUUUUAUAGGAUCAUGAACGAUGGAGCAUAAUAGUUUAGUAGAGCACUGCUUCAACAUUUGAUAGGUUUUUUUAUGAAUUAGUAUUACACUUUUUCUUCCCGUAUAUACCAAGCAAGUUGAUGCAGACAAUCUUUCACAAUUUUUACUGUAUUCAAGCUACAAGCAGAGUAAUGCAGCCUUUGUGUUGGCUUGAGUAUUUCUUAAGGGAAGUCGUAUCUCUCCCACACAGUUUUAAUUAGAAUAUAGUACUUGCAUCUUUUUAAAAAUUCUUAGUGGUGUGCUUGAUAAAUUUUUAGUCAUUAGAUGCAGUAACCAGAAGACACAUAUUCUUAUUGAAAAUCUAAGACACUUAAUAUAAAUUUAUAAGCAUUAACAUUAAUAUAACAUAGCAUAUUAUAGUGGAAAAAUGUUGAUCAUAGUAUAAUAAUUUUGCACUCUAAAUGCAAAGUCAAACUUGAUGUAAAAAAAAAAAUCUAGUUCAUCCACACAAAGUAUACAAGACCUUAUGCCAUGCUCCUGGAAUCAUUAUUUGUCAUAGUCAAAAUCAAGCAUUUACUAUUGUGUUUUAAGAUUUUUAAUCAGCCAUGUUUCAAUGUCCCCAUUCCUAAUACUUUUCAUAAUUGGAACAUUGCAUCAUUGUGUACUGCAGUGGAAGUUUGUUGUCACCAGGCAGCAUUAAUUUAAAUAGGUAUAUACAGUCCAGUUUAUAUAUGUUGCAACUUUAGAGUGAAGGCAGCCACAAGACAUUAGGAAAGCCAUACAUCUCACCCUUACCACUCAGUACUACCUGGGCCAUCCAUUAUCAUCAUCCUUGUAUAUUAUGACCUUACAUCGUCAUCAACACACCUUUAUCUUGUUACCAAUCACGCAUAAUACAGUACUGUCUAUAUCAUAUGUUCCAUUUUACAUUUGUAGUUACAGAAUUCUCCCACAAAAUCAUAGUUUCAGUGUCCAAAUAACACCAAUAUUAGCACCCAUCACAGCAUUUUUUAAAGGUUUUUACUUGUCAUAUAUUAUAGUUUUAGUGAUCAAACAACACCAGUAACUUCACUCAUCACAAAGUUUUUCAAAGGCUUCUGCUUGUGGGUUGGUUGUCUUGUAGAUAUUUUUGCAUCCGUACCAGUUGCAUUUUUUAUUUUUUCAUGUAUAUACAACCCUUGGUACAACAACGUUAAGUCAUGGUGUUUCUACGAACAGUAACGGAUAGAUUUACAAUAUAUAUUAAUAUAUAUCUUUAGGUAAGGUGAAGAAAUAUUAUAUAAACUGAAUUAAAUUUAUAUUUUAAGGGCUUAUAUUCAAUAAAAUGUUGUAGUGCUGUAGAUACAUACAGUGUAUUAGUCUUAUUAGUAUUAAGUCCACACAUGUAAAUGAAUCAGUCUUACUAGUGUUAAGUACACACAUGUAAGUGUACCAGUCUUAUGUGUGUUAAGUACAGGACACAUAUGUAAGUGUAGUAAUCUUACUAGUGUUAAGUACACACAUGUAAGUGUAUCAAUCUUACCAGUGUUAAGUACACACUUGUGUGUAUGUCAGUCUUACCAGUGUUAAGUACACACAUGUAUGUGUAUCAAUCUUUUAAUGUCAAGUACACACAUGUAAGUGUAAUAAGGAGAUGUGUACUUAGUGUUCUUGAAUAUAAUGGGGAAGAAUUUCCCUCCAGUGAUUUCACCUGCAAAACACACACAUUUCCUUAACAUGAGGUUAUUAUAGAGAAAUGAAUUUCAGGCCUGUUUGUUUGUUUUCCAUUUAAAAGAAAAAAUUGGUCACCCAAGUGCAGUCAAAACCUUGGUUUAGCCUGUGCACUACCUAACAUAAGCAGCCAUUAGCCUCCUAUCCAUGGGGACUGUGCUGCAGUCCUCCUCAUGCACCAUAUUUUCAACAUUUCAGUUUGGGUUUUAGGCAGUUGAAGGGAAACUUCUCUUGCCUUUUAGGUACUUAAACUCUUAAAACAAAAAACAGUUAAUUUGGUUGACCGGGUUGAUGUCUAUUCCCUCCUCAGUGUUUUUAGUACAUCAUUCACCUAAAUUUAAAGGGUUUCCUGCUGACCUCUUCCAAGUGAUGGACUAAAGAGUAAAAGCUUCCUAACUAAGGCUGCUUAAGUUGCCUGGCUAGGGUGUUAUGGCUGUGUGUAUAAAUGUAAUAAUACUGACCACCACCACCACCACAAUUGAAAAAACCUGUUGAUAUAUCUGAAUUUGAAAGAUCGGUUUAAUAAUAGAAUUCUGAUUUCUUUUAACUUUAAAUUUGGUUUCACAUUUGAUAAAAAUGCAACAGAAUUUGACAAACAAACAGGUAACUGAUACAUUUCUGGAUCCAGAUUUCUUAAUGCAGAUAACCAGAUAUAUUUAAUUUUUGGUGCAUUCACAGUUUGGUUUACUGAUAAGAUAAAAAGCAAAGAAAUAAGUAAUUCGAUAAAACAGCAUGAAAUGUUGUUCAUUAAAGUAAAAACAUGUCAGACCUUAUUUAAUAUUCAAGAAGUCCCUUUGAAUCCUGGUAUGUGACACACAGGACUGUGGUCACUUCAGUUUAUUGCAACUCUUAUGCAACUAAUGUUAAACACAUCAAAAUGUGAAGAACGGGCCCAAACCUAAUAAAUCAGUGGAGCAUCGUCUCUCCUUGUUAGCUAUAAGGUCCUAUGUUACCUGAUACUUGUGAUUUCUGUGUAUGCAUCUGGAAGACAAAAAGGUCCUCCUGAUCCUUUUCUUGUGAUUGUUAGAAAACUAAUUAACUUAAGCAGAAUUGGCAAUCUUUAGCAGGUGUUAAACAUGCAGCAGUAUUUUAUCUGUCUGAAAUCAUGAUGAAUACAAUCUUUCCAUUAAAAUUAUAUUUUUUAAUAGAUUGUAAAUUAAUGUCACAUAGAUUGAUAAGGUUUGAUGUGUAGAUAAUCAAAAUUUUUGUAAUUGAAUCUCAGGUGCAUGAGAUGCUGCUGGACAGAACAAUUUGUUCUUAGAACACAAUUGCAAUGAAUUACUGUUGAUACAAUUCACCAACAUAAAUUUGGAUUGCAAGUAUGUCAGUGUUAAUUAUGAACAUAAAUUUAUGUGAAUUGUGUGCAGUGAAAUUUUCUGUCCUAAAACAUUGCCAGUGUGAGAAGUUGAUCAGUUUUCCAGCAAGCUCAAGGAGAGGAGUAGACUACAAUCUAAGUCAGUUUCCCUGUAGUGUCUAAUUUAAGGAGCAUUUCCACAGGACCCAGUGAGACCAAAUUAAUAUCUUGAAGAUGGAGUAAAAGAGUAAGUUAAUAAGAAAGCAAAAAUGAUUUUGCCAGAGUAUAUAAAGAUCUGUCAUUUAAGAGUUGAUGAGUAAUUAUGACUACCUGUGAAAAUGUGAAGCUUUUUAUGAUCAAAGAUUAAGGAGAUUGCCAAAAGAUCAUAUAUAUGUCUUGUUAAUUUUUGAUCAAGCUCCCAAAACUAGUGUGUUAUUUGUCAGAUUACCACAGAGUAAGGUAGAAGGUGCAGACAGCCAUUUCGUCUGUGUAUGGCACAAGAGCCACACAGUUAUCCAUGCAGAAUGAAAAAAAAAAAAAUCACUAUAAAAUUCAUUUUCUAAUGAUUUCAUUUACUUCUUGGGUCAGGUUCAAGGUACAGUACUUGUUAAUGGCAUCAGCCACCAAAUCUCCAAUGGCCCUUACUCAUCACAUGUACCCCUCAUUGUUGGCCCCUAUUCUUCAUUGCUGAUACUGGCUAAUUUUAGCAGAUGCUAGCCAUUUUAUACUGGUACACACCAUGAUUUCCAUUGCUACCCCCAUGUGCCAGCCUCUUCAUGCCUUGCUUGUGCCAUACACAGUCAGUUGCUGCUGCUUGCCAAAUAAACAAUAAACUUACUCAGUCUUAAGUUCUUCAAAUCUUCAGAUAUCUUGUGGCUAUUUUUGGUCUCUAGUGUUUAGGUUAGCAAGUAGAGAAUAUUAUGAAUAAAAUUUAUUUUUGUGGCAUAUAAAA
Homarus americanus (American lobster) is the source of this 12044-nucleotide messenger RNA. RefSeq names its product menin-like. Bases 333 to 2006 code for a protein of 557 amino acids. Gene Ontology annotation, molecular function: transcription cis-regulatory region binding; Y-form DNA binding; chromatin binding. Gene Ontology annotation, biological process: regulation of transcription by RNA polymerase II; negative regulation of cell population proliferation; negative regulation of cell cycle. The transcript is spliced from 10 exons. The record is from RefSeq and is a predicted model, not a curated record. NCBI's taxonomy places the organism in Eukaryota, Metazoa, Arthropoda, Malacostraca, Decapoda, Nephropidae. Gene Ontology annotation, cellular component: nucleus; histone methyltransferase complex; chromatin.